Phycodurus eques (leafy seadragon) is the source of this 2884-nucleotide messenger RNA. RefSeq names its product CTTNBP2 N-terminal-like protein. The record is from RefSeq and is a predicted model, not a curated record. Bases 116 to 1741 code for a protein of 541 amino acids. The transcript has 7 exons. NCBI's taxonomy places the organism in Eukaryota, Metazoa, Chordata, Actinopteri, Syngnathiformes, Syngnathidae.
GACUUCCAUCCAACUUCAGAGUUCCCUCUCGCUUCGGUAUCAAGACGAGUCAAAUUAGGGAGAAAAGGAGGAGAAAAGUUCAUGUCGGACUUUCGAAAGGAGCGCUAAGGACCACAUGAAGUCCAAGCUGAACAUGGAGAGUUUGACCAAGCCGGAGCUGCUGAUGCUCUUUAGCAUCCUGGAGGGAGAGCUGGAAGCACGAGACAUGGUCAUUGACGCGCUCAAGGCUCAGCGCAAAGAGUUCUUCGUGCAGGAGCGCUACGGCCGCUACGACCUCAGCGAUCCGUUCCUGGCCCUGCAGAGAGACGGGGAGGCCGUGGGGGCCCACCGGGGCAAGGACCACCCGGCCACCUCCAACCCGUUGGUGGUGCUCAAGCUGGUGGUGAGCCACUGCAGGAGGAUGCAGGAAAAAAUGCUGGCCCAGCUGGCAGCAGCGGAAAGCAGGCACAGAAUGGUUAUCAUGGACCUGGAGGAGGAGAAGAGGAAGCACGCCGAGGACACGGCCGAAGGUGACGAUGUCACCUACAUCCUUGAGAAGGAGCGGGAGCGCUUACAACAGCAGCUGGAAUUUGAGCGCAGCCAGGUGCGGCGUUUGGAAAAAGAACAGCGGCGCGUCAUUGAUCAGCUGGAGGAGGAGAGAGCGCAGCACAAGCAGCUCUCCUGCGCUCUGGCCAAAGAAUGCAAGUGGGCCAGUGCCAGAGCCCUGGAGGAGGGCCACCGCCUCGCCGAGGCCGGACGCAAGCUGGACAAGGAGAGGGAGGCCUGCCAAGCCCUGAAGGAGGAGCUGGAGGAAGAGAGGAGGCGAGCGCUGAGGAUGGAGGCCAGGGUGGAGGAGCAGCUGGCCGAGUUCGACACAGAGCGCGAGCAGCUGCGCUCGCGACUCAAGAAGGAGGAGGCGCACUGCGCUAGACUGCAGCAGCAGGUGGAGGAGCUUCAGAGAAAGCUGAACGUUGUCAGCGUGGUGGCAGACGUUCAAGAGGAAUGUGAGCAGUGGGCCACAAAAGUUCCGUUAGGAAAGAAGACGACAGAAACGAAGCUGGAACACAACAAGGAGGAAGGCCACCGGGGAACUGUGGAGACAAAAGUCAACGGGCAUCAUUUUGCGACAGAGGCCGUCGAGGGUCUUAAUGGCGGACCGCCAAAUGGUAAUCCUGCAGGUCACCAGACUCUGAGUUCCUCCCCGUGCACUUCCCCCGUCUUAACUAAACGUCCGAGUGGUCCAGCGGUUUGCAAGUCCUCCUACCAAGCCGGAAUCAACCAGCGCUUCCACGCCGCCCGCCACAAGUUCCAGACGGUGCCCCCCGACCUCGAGUCCACCCAGCCCUCCCCCGGCACCUCCCCGCCUCCUCCUGCCGAGUCCAGCAAGCAGAUGGCCCGCAGCACCGUCACCCAAGUUCUGUCCCGCUUCACCACCACGCAGCAGACGCCCAAACUCUCGGCACCCAACCACUCUCCCUUCGGAACCGACUACCGCUGCUUGGCGGCCCCCUUGUCCCCCGUCGCGGGCCGAGCGGCGGCCCCUCCUCAGGGUGUCCGUUCGCCCACAAUCCCCAGGGCGGACAGGGGAAAUCCUCCUCCCAUCCCGCCCAAGAAACCUGGCCUGGCUCAAGCUCCGCCCUCUCCGGCCGCCGUCCCGAGGUCGGGCGGCCAUUUUAACGAUGGCCCGCUCUCGGGAAGCUGCGGCCUCACGUCCGGCCAAGACAGCGUCAAAGAACUGGAUGUGGUGCUUUCGUCUAAUUGACAUCAAACACUUUUAUAUGAUUUUUAUAUUUAUUAGGGCUGUAUAGAAAUAUUCAUCAGCUCACACGGUUGUUGAUAGAGCAAUACAGGAAUCCCCCAGUCUUUGUGGGGUUAGGGUCCUAGCCACAAGUAUUUGAUGCCCCCUGCAAAAAAGUUUAUAAUUGUCUAUAGCUGCCACAAGAUGGCAGCAAAGCACUACAUGAAGCUCCUCAACUCACUUCAACAUAGUUCCUUGGCCCUGCAAUUCGUAGGGGGAUGGGGACCGAGCCCUGCCAUGAUGAGCAACCCCCCAAAAUGAAAUUAAUUUAUAAUUGAUGAAUGAAGUUAUAAUUGCCGAUAUAACUAGUUUUAAGUACUGUAAACAUACCACAAACUGGGAUCCAAAAAAACUUAAAUAUCAUUUUAAAAUCUUCUUUGAAACAUUACCCUUAAAAUUAACUGGCCUAUGGGUUGAUUUUCCAAAAAAAUGCACCCGAAGUGUGCGUGUACACGCACAUGCGGCGGAGACUCUCUCAUCACUUCUUCCACUAAUAACCCAGGCUAAACAUAGCUCCACCCCGACAUACAAAGCUUGUCUUUCAAUCAGGAUGUAUCACUUCGACGCCCCAUGACACCGUGUACUACUUUGCUGUGAGACAGGGCUUUAGUGCCAUCUUGUGACAUCUUCGGGCAUUUCAGAAAGAGCCCGAAAACCGCAAAUAGGUUAUUAGUUUUCAGUGAAUAGCUGGGGAUAGGUUCCACCAAAAAAAAAAAAAAAACAAUAGGUGAAUUAAAAUAGUGAACCCCGUUUAUGUGGGGGAUUACUGUACUCUUUAUUCUAUUAAUAUCUGUCACAAUAUAUUUGUACUCAUUUUCUUAAUAUGCAAUCAUUAAUCAUUGCUUUUAGUAAUAUAAAACUGUACAGUUUUCUUUUGGUAAAGUUUCCUUACGUACUAUAUUAUAAAAGAUAUAGUUUUAUACAAUGCUGUGAAUGUUGCAUAUAGUUAUGAUGAAGAUCACACUUGUAUUAUAUUAUACAUGGUCACAAGCCCGGUACAAUUAUAUAUCUAUUUUUUAAUAGAUUAAUACAACAGCAAAGUUGCUAUUUUUGUUUACUAAUUGUAACACAUUCCUCUUCUGUGUAUGCUGGAAGGUUAAAUAAAUG